AUGCUGGAAGAGCUUGGUUUCUGGUGUUCAAAGGAAGAACUGCUGCACGACAAUCCCUUGGAUUUUAACCGCCCCAAUCCGCUUCUGUUGGUCGACGACAAUUGGUUCGCAGAUUGUGAUCCCGAUUUACUAAAGACGAUCGAGUGGUACCUUACCCGUGCUUUUAUUGAGAGCCACGAGCUCGCUUACAGUUUCUGUCGAUUCUCGACCUGCACGUUGGCGCUAGAGCAACCUCGAAUCAUGGGUGCAUGUACACUGACCGAUGGUGUUUACUGCUGGCCAGAAGGCUAUUGGCAUUAUGUAAGUCACCAUCACGUGAAGCCACCACAAGAAUUUCUCAAUCACCUCGUGGACAGAUACGGCACGAUAGCCGAGAUGACGAGAAAAGCGAGGGAUGAGAAGAAGCUGCUGCUGUGGGAUGAUACAGAGCACAAAGCUGUUGAGAUGCCACAUGCAAUGCAAGAAUGGAUCACAAGCUUCACAACUGUUCAAGUCACUCGUGACAGUGUAGCAAAAGGAUGGAAUCUACCUCGGCAUAGGGGCUUGAUUCGUUAUUUCACAUGA
Messenger RNA from Peronospora farinosa, 564 nucleotides. NCBI's taxonomy places the organism in Eukaryota, Oomycota, Peronosporomycetes, Peronosporales, Peronosporaceae. The record is from the annotation of a GenBank genome assembly.